Molecule: messenger RNA, 564 nt
Organism: Ilex paraguariensis (yerba mate)
Lineage: Eukaryota; Viridiplantae; Streptophyta; Magnoliopsida; Aquifoliales; Aquifoliaceae
Source: the annotation of a GenBank genome assembly
AUGGCGAGGAUUAAGGUACAUGAGCUGAGAAACAAGGCGAAGACCGAUUUGUUGAGUCAGUUGAAGGAUCUCAAGGCUGAGCUCGCUCUUCUCCGAGUCGCCAAGGUCACGGGUGGAGCUCCGAACAAGCUCUCCAAGAUGGUUUCAGGGCAAAGCCGGAGCAGCAUUUGUAAUAGCAGCUGCUUCAAAACAAUGGCGAGGAUUAAGGUACAUGAGCUGAGAAACAAGGCGAAGACCGAUUUGUUGAGUCAGUUGAAGGAUCUCAAGGCUGAGCUCGCUCUUCUCCGAGUCGCCAAGGUCACGGGUGGAGCUCCGAACAAGCUCUCCAAGAUAAAAGUGGUGAGGCUGUCAAUUGCUCAGGUAUUGACUGUGAUUUCACAGAAACAGAAAGCUGCUCUCAGGGAAGCAUACAAGAACAAAAAAUACUUGCCUCUUGAUUUGCGUCCCAAGAAGACCAGAGCUAUCCGUCGACGUCUUACCAAGCACCAGGCAUCGCUGAAGACUGAACGGGAGAAGAAGAGAGAGAUGUAUUUUCCCAUGAGGAAAUAUGCUAUUAAGGUGUAG